AUGGAAGAGGAGACGGAAGAAGGAGACGCGUCUAGGAAGGCUGGCACCACCGCCAUGGAGUGGCCGACACUGCCACCCUGCUCGACGCCGGAGGAAGACGGCACUGUCGCCAUGCCUACGCCGACAUCGCCCACCACCGGCCCGAGGCCCAGCUGCUCGCUACUCCCUGCUGUGCCGCCAACCGCCAAUCCCACCGCCGCCACCGCGCGCCCCGCAAAUCGCGCCUGGCCCGCUCCUGCUCCUCCCUGCUGCAAGCAGCUCGCCGGCGCCAGGCCCGCGGUCCCACCUCGCCGGCCGCACGCGCACGCCUGGCCGCCCGCGCGCCCCACCACCAGAUCGCCUCCACCAACGCUCGCCGCACGCCCCUGCUCCAUAGCAUCAGCGCAUCAGCGCAUCAGCGCGCGCAUCGAUCCGUUCACGCCCAGGCAGCCAGCGCGCGCUGCAACAACCGCUCGCCUCAGCUCCGCUCCAGCUUCCGGCCGCUCCCGGCCCACCCACGGCCACCAUCCUCGCAGCACCAAGCGCGCACAGCAAGCCCACGCCAAGCCGCCGGCCACGCUCCACCCCGCGCUGCAGAUCCUCGGCUGGCCCCGCACGCGCCGCUCGCACCAAUUCCUGCCGGCCCGCCCUCCACAAUCGCUAGCUCGCCGCAUCAAUUGCUCUCCACAACGCCUUGGUCUCAACAAUUGCAGUCAUUUGCGCGCUCCAGUCAAUCUCCAGUCAAUUGCGCGCUGCUCAGUUUCCAUCCGCUUCGAUUUCGCGCAAAAUUCCUCGGACCGGACAACAAGCCGGAUAAAUUUCCUCUGA
Molecule: messenger RNA, 807 nt
Organism: Lolium perenne
Lineage: Eukaryota; Viridiplantae; Streptophyta; Magnoliopsida; Poales; Poaceae
Source: RefSeq, a predicted model, not a curated record